AUGCGGGAUAUGCAGCCACCUUCAAUGGGUGUCAAUGGAUUCGGAAGACGAAGUCACAAUUUCUCAUCUCCAUCGCUCGUCGAUUACAGAUCCCAGCCGCACCAUUACGGAUCGCAACCAAGCAUAGUACGGAACGGAGGAAGUCAGUCGCCACCCGACUACGCAUUACUCCCAGCACAGUCAGAUCCGCAAAAGAAGAAUCAAGGUUACGCUCACAACAGCCACCGGCAAAUAUACAGAGAGUUCAAGCAAUCCGCAGCCGUCCCCAAUCUACAGCAUCCUAUAACAGUUUAG
Molecule: messenger RNA, 294 nt
Organism: Caenorhabditis briggsae
Lineage: Eukaryota; Metazoa; Nematoda; Chromadorea; Rhabditida; Rhabditidae
Exons: 4
Coding region: 1-294 (97 amino acids)
Source: RefSeq, a predicted model, not a curated record